Messenger RNA from Pyrus x bretschneideri (Chinese white pear), 872 nucleotides. RefSeq names its product probable plastid-lipid-associated protein 11, chloroplastic. NCBI's taxonomy places the organism in Eukaryota, Viridiplantae, Streptophyta, Magnoliopsida, Rosales, Rosaceae. The record is from RefSeq and is a predicted model, not a curated record. Bases 16 to 639 code for a protein of 207 amino acids. The transcript has 3 exons.
ACCCCCCAUAAUCAAAUGGCCACGUGCCUCCCCUUCCGCGCUAUCCCCCUCAAACCCCACUUCACCCGCCCCGCUAAAAUCACCUGCUCCGCCCCUACCGCCCAAUCGCAGCUCUUCAAGCAACGCCUCCUUAACCUCAUCGGCGACCAGGACCGCGGCCUCAUGACCCAGAACAACCCCACAAAGCUCGCCUCCAUCGUCAAGGCCAUCGACGACCUGGCUGAUCUUGGCCGAGACAGCGUCACCACCGGCGGCUCCCUCUCGGCCACAUGGCGGCUGCUCUGGACCACGGAGAAGGAGCAGCUCUUCAUCAUCCAGAACGCUUCCUUAUUCGGCACUCAAACCGGCGACGUCUUGCAGGUGAUCGAUGUCGGCCAAAGGGUCCUCAACAAUGUCAUCACUUUUCCUCCGGAUGGGGUUUUCUUCGUCCGCUCUGAUAUCGCCGUCGCUUCAAAUCAGAGGGUUAAUUUCAAAUUUACAAGUGCAGUUCUAAGAGGGAAAAGCUGGGAAAUUCCAUUGCCGCCGUUCGGACAGGGCUGGUUUGACACUGUGUACCUUGAUGACGAGAUUCGAGUUGUGAAGGAUAUCCGAGGAGACUAUUUGGUUGUAGAACGUGCUCCCUACACUUGGAAAGAAUGAAGAAGAAAGUUGUUUGCAGUGAUCUCAUUAUUUCUCCUAGUGACACAAUGUGAGUUCACUUAUUCAAAGCCAACCAUCAACGUUUUUUUUCUUCUUCAGAAUGUUACUACUUCCCUUCUCGUGGUACUCCAGAUCUUAUCUUUUUGCUUAACUUUAGUUUUUACCUUAGAGUAUGUUGUACUUUUCAUUGAAUUUUGCAUAUUUCAUCAAUCCACAGCCUUGUCAAUUUCCCA